AUCGCAAUUCCAACCGGAAUGUUCUCGGAGCAGGAAGGACCGGUUGGGAAGAGGUGAGGGACUCCAAACCACUGAGGAUUGGCCGGGAAUGCUGAACGGCUUGCUGGUUUGAUCCCAGGCGGUGGAAGGUGCUGCUCGGAGAGUGCUCAGAGCCGGCCAGCACUAUGAGAGGCGCGGCGCCCCGAACGAGGGGGAGUAUCUGGUCACCCGAGCGGAGAACUUCAGCUACCUCAGAGGUGGUCGAGGACGGUCCGGAAGACAGCGCGGACAAUGGUCCAGCCCCGGGACUGAUGGACCUACUGACCAACUUUGCCAAGGCGUUCAUCUACCUGUUCCCUAUCUACCUGUCGGGCUACUUCGGGCUGAGCCUCACCUGGUUUAUGUUCGGGGUCCUGCUGUGGAUAUGGUGGAAGAGAAACAGAAGCUGGAAAUGUGCACGUCUGCAGGCAGCAUUUCAAAUGCUGGACGAUGAAAAAGUCGUGAUUACCAAUGAAAUUAAACAAGAUCUUCCUCCAUGGGUUCACUUUCCAGAUGUGGAAAGAGUGGAAUGGCUGAACAAGAUUUUAAAACAAGCCUGGCCAUAUUUUGGAAUAUAUCUGGAAAGAACAUUUAAAGACAUCAUUGAGCCUUUAGUAUGUGGAUCAAACGUUUGCUUGAAAACAUUUGCCUUCACAAAACUUAAUUUUGGUGAACAGUCGCCUAAAAUCUCUGGUGUCAAAGUGUACACUGAGCAGGUUGACAGACGGCAAGUGAUCAUCGAUCUGCAAAUCAGUUACGUUGGGGAUUGUGAAAUUAAUGUGGAGGUGAAGAAAGUAUGCAAAGCUGGUUUAAAAGGAAUCCAGCUGCAUGGUACACUCCGAGUGAUCCUGGAACCUCUGUCAAGUCAGAUGCCUCUGGUUGGAGCUGUUACCCUGUUCUUCCUUCGCCGACCGGUGCUGGAGAUCAACUGGACAGGACUAACCAAUUUACUGGAUAUUCCUGGACUUAACGGGUUAUCAGACACAAAGAUUCUCGAUGCUAUUGCUUCCUACCUGGUUUUGCCGAAUAGGUACACCUGCCCUUUGAUUGAUCAAGUCAGUGUUUCUCAGCUAAGAUUCCCUUUACCGCAUGGUGUUGUGAGAAUAUAUCUAAACAAAGCUGCUAAUUUAGUAAGGAAAGACACAUAUCUAAUGGGUAUGGUCCCAGGGAAGUCUGAUCCAUAUGCUGUUAUUCGAAUUGGGACCCAGACAUUCCGCAGCAAAACAAUUAAAGGAAAUUUAAAUCCUGAAUGGUAUGAAAUUUAUGAGGCUGUUGUCCACGAGGCUUUUGGACAAGAUUUGGAACUGGAACUUUUUGAUGAAGACCCAGAUAAAGAUGACUUUCUGGGAAGCCUUGUUAUAGAACUCAGUGAAGUCAUGAAAGACAGGCUUGUGGAAGAGUGGUUUCCUCUGAGCGACGUGGAGCAUGGAAAAGUACAUCUAAAACUGGAAUGGCUCUCCUUGCGCACUGACCUAGAGAACGAGUCUGUGGAAAAUGCUAUGAAGCCGACUCUCACUGACAAAUCAACAGCAGUGCUGGUUGUUUACCUGGAUAGUGCAUAUCAUCUGCCUAGAAAUCAGUUUGAAUAUAUGAACAAUGAAUACAGUAUAAAGAAAAGGAGCAAACCAAAAUAUAUCAAGUCAAUAAAGAAGACAAGCCUGGAACCCAGCUGUUCGGUUCAGCUUCAGGUUGAAAACAUCAAGCAAGAAAGUAAGAUUUGCUACAAUACUAGUGCACCGGUCUGGGAACAGGCAUUUACUUUCUUCAUCAAAAAUGUUCACUCUGACGGACUAUAUAUAGAGAUCAAAGACAAAGACAGAGAAUGUGCCCUUGGGAUCUUGACUGUUCCUUUCUACCAUUUGUUGAAAGCGACUGAUAUGACCCUCGACCAAAGAUUUCCACUUGAUCAUUCAGGUUCCAGCAGCCUAAUAAAGUUGAAGCUGAUCCUUCGGGUCCUGGUCAAUGAGGAACCAGACCCUGACAGUAUCUACACUGGUCUGAAUGUCCUGAAAAAAUGUCCCAUUUCGGUGAAGAAAAGGAAAACUGGAAACAAAACGAGCACUCCUCCUUCAACGCCAAGUUUGCCAAAUGUUACAAAGAUGGUUCACGGUAGUGUAGCCUGUGACCAGAUGGAGAGAAUAGAAAGUAACAAAGAGUCUAAUAAUGAUACUGGUGAAGUUAUACCAGAACUUCCAACACCUGCAGCAGAAUCCAGCACCUCGGAGACCUCAGAAAGAGAGAAAUCCAGCAUCGUGCUUAAAUCUGACAGUUCCAGUGUUAACCUGCAAUAUGGGGAUCUUCAACUGCUAAAUGGCACAGCCCAGACAGAGGAAUCUUUGGGCCAAAUCCAGCUGACUGUACGUUAUUCCACUCCACGUCACUCUCUGGUUGUAAUUGUUCACUGUUGCAGAAACCUAAUCGCCUGUUCAAAUGAGGGAUCAGAUCCGUAUGUCCGACUUUACCUUCUUCCUGACAAGAGCUGGUCAGGCCGGAGAAAAACACAAGUCAAGAAGAAGACUGUUAAUCCACAGUAUGAUGAAAAGUUUGAAUUUGCCAUGUCGUUGGAGGAAAUUCCUAAACAUAAAUUAGAUGUUGCUGUAAAAAACAAUCGGUCAUUCCGAUCUCAUGUGAGGAAGGAACUUGGGAUGGUAUUGAUUGAUAUUCCAAAGGAUAACUUAACCCCAGGUUUUACAGAAUGGUACAAGCUAACUGAUGAUGGAUUACCAAGCAAAGGACGAGAAAAUGUUUGAUAAGUAAUUAAACUGGAGCUUCUUGUGGUUUUCUGAUGGAUUGAGGAAGGAUCACGGAUAUUUAUCUGGUAAUCUGGCAACCUGGCUGUCACGUGAAACUAUCGAAUUCAUUUUGACAAGAAAUGAUCUUGCAUUAUGAGAAAGGACUACAUCUAUACCCAAAUUUUCUUUGUAAAUGUCCACAUUUUAUGUUAACUAAGCUGAAAAUUUUCAUCAUAACUGGGCAAAUUUAAGGACUUGCAACUGGUUAAAUGGAAUAUAGCAGAAGUUGCACUUUUAAACAGGAUUGUAAAUUUAAACAUCAUUAAAGACAACACAUUUCCUAAAGCUUUUCUCAAAACAUUUUCUUCUCCAAUUGAUUUAUGAAGAAAAUUUAAUCCCUGAAGUACAUAAUCCAGAUUCACAAGACUGUUUUCAAGUAUGCUAUUUAAUAAGAUCCAGCUUUUAAAUGUGCAUUUUCUCUACAUUUUUUUUAACUUUUGCCUUAAUGCUGUUCGUUUGCUUCACAUUCAACUUUUUGGGAUAAAAAAGUAGGCUUGAACUGGUGCCUUAGGUCCAUUUUGCUAUCAUGUGACCAAUAAUAACCGGACUAAAGUUUAAAAAAAUAAUUUCAAACAGGUGGAAACAUGUUAAAAAUAGAUUUGUUUUCUUUACCUAUUGUAAAUAUGAUGGUUAUUUCCUGUAUGGAAAAUGCUCAGAACAAUGGCUAUUGAUAUGAAUUGAUAUUUAUUAACAGCUGUAAAUAAAUUGAUUUCAUAUGAACAAACCACGUUUGUU
Hypanus sabinus (Atlantic stingray) is the source of this 3545-nucleotide messenger RNA. Its product is annotated as extended synaptotagmin-3-like. The record is from RefSeq and is a predicted model, not a curated record. Gene Ontology annotation, molecular function: lipid binding. The transcript is spliced from 23 exons. Gene Ontology annotation, biological process: lipid transport. NCBI's taxonomy places the organism in Eukaryota, Metazoa, Chordata, Chondrichthyes, Myliobatiformes, Dasyatidae. Bases 165 to 2768 code for a protein of 867 amino acids.